Messenger RNA from Saccoglossus kowalevskii, 2326 nucleotides. RefSeq lists its product as uncharacterized. The record is from RefSeq and is a predicted model, not a curated record. Lineage: Eukaryota; Metazoa; Hemichordata; Enteropneusta; Harrimaniidae.
GUUGACUCCAAACAGUACGGCGAUCGGCGUUGCUAGUGGGCCUUGGUGAACACUGAUACAGUGAUUUCCUUCAGUGCAAUUCUCAUUACUGACGUUUACUACCUCGGUAGCUGGCAAGGACUGAUCGAAAUAGUACGGUGGCAUCAAGAUGGCAUGGAACUUGGCAACAUGUGAUCACCCCGCUGUGCUGCAGCAUAUGCAAGAAGCAAACACCCAGCUCCUCAACGAAAUCCGCAAAAUAAGAUGCAGCGAGUACAAGAAGUUGUUUCAGCAGACGAGGAGUUUUCUGGAUGCGUUGGAGCGUACACCAUUGGCACGCCAUCGUUCUUACGGUCCGAGCGUGCGGACAAUGAGACAGAUUCGAGAUUGCUACCACACUUCGCAAAAGAUGGACGGUGAGAGAACGACACACUACACAGUUUUACUCGGCUACUUUAUACAUCUGGGAGACGAACUGCGACAGCUUGCCAUUAACGUGAAAGAGUGGUUGGGGGAACCCGUGGAACAACUCACCGUUCACCCUUCCCAGGAAGCCUGCGGCAGGAAAAUAUUGGAGGAACUGGCAUUCUGGGACACUUUCCUGAAUGAAGAUAAUGAUUUCACUGAUCUACAUAAAUACAAAACUUUGGAAGAAUUUCGUGGUUUGAAUACUGGGGAAGUCAGCAUAUAUGGCGCCGUCGUUAAUCUGUUGCCUGUAAUGUUGAAAACUAUCGAACUCAUCACACAGGAGGUAACCAAAUGGUUAAAUACGACCUACCGCCUUGGCAUGGGAAUCUUCAGAAAUGGUAGAAGUAUUCUAGUUCAAGAGUCCUCAAACGGCCCGGCUGUGCGCCCGGGAUCAAGAGCAGGUUCAUACGCCGGUUCACGCUCAGGAUCACGUGCUGAACCUCGCCCAGUAAGCAGUCGAGACCAUCGCCCCAGCAGUCGUGCCAGUUACGAACACCAGAGACCCGGCAGCAGAAGCAGCGCCAUGGUGGAGCGCCCGUCGACGGCGAGAGACAGACCGUGCAGUCGAUAUGGCCACACAAUAGCUACACAGACAGAUUUUCAAAGACCAGCCUCUAAAGAUAUCACCAGGCCUGCUUCGAGGGACGCUCCGCGAACACGAAUUGUGUCAGCACCAGUUUCCAGACGAUCGUAUGGUAAGUCUCAGCUGAACAACUUGCAUCCCGAUACAAUGGAAGAAUAUCCCUAUUGGAACGACCUCCAUGGAAGCCCUCCUCCCAGGUACCACAUAACCUCUACCCGAAAUUGCACAUACACCUCGGAGACAACGGAUACUAACGUCGACAUGGUCGUACCGCCGGAUUAUUUCGAUCGAAGUCACAUUUACCAUCCUCGCUACUGAGAAGAACGCCCCCUUCACCAACAAUUAAUGUUGGUUUAUCUACACAAUUAAGAAUACAGUCAAAUAAUCUGCAAUAUUUUAGUGGAUACCUUCAAGUUGUUGAGCCACCAUCAUUGGCCACCACCGUCGUUUUAGAUAAGCCUGCCAAAUUAUUUUCUAUGGACACAUUGGUUGUCAACAUUCGUGCCUUAUUGUACUUUUUAGUCUAAAACAUUCAUCCCGUGUCAGUGCCAGUACUGUACGGUUGUCUGUACCAAUUCUAGUGUCCUUAUAAAAACCUGUAUAUAUUUUAAGGUGAAUGACUAUCAUUAUUAUCGUAGUAUUUAAACUCUUCCUAAUUGGUAGAAAACGCUGUAUAUAUUGACAUUUUUUUCUCAGGUUUAUUUUCCGUUUACCGCGCUUUCAACUUUUUACAGUUUUAAGUCAUGGUUCCCGGAAUGAAACUCCCUCUGAAUAGUAUCGUAGAGGGCGCAUUCUACGAAACAUGCCCCGUUCUUGCAAUAUUACCCUGGGUUGGGAAUUUGCCAUUAAACACUCUGAGGGAGAUGGUUGUUUUUCAAUCUAUACUGAAAAAAAGUUAUAAAUUAUAUAUCUGUUGAAAAUAAAUAACUACAAUAUCCUAAAAGCUAGUUCAAAACAAAGAAACGCAAUAAUUUGCCAUCCUCUCAUCCCGUAGUUUAUAAUGGCAACCCCAACGUAAAUAGCUGUUAAAUAUAAACAAGUUGUACCAUGUACCAAGUAACUAAUCACUCUGGGCGUAAUCGCACGUGACUACAUGUAUUGUCAGUUUCAGUAAUAAAACAUUUUUUUGUAGAAUAUUUUUGUACCGUAUCAAUAUACUAGUGAAUAUCGUAACGAAUAAUGGAAGUCUAUAAUGAUAUAUAAAUGUAUUCACAUAUUAAAUUUAGUUCACAUAUUAAAUUUAGUUUAUAUGUACUUUUUAUAGCAUUGAAAUAAACAGAUAAUAAUGCGGGUUAA